This is a messenger RNA of Rubroshorea leprosula, 358 nucleotides long. The record is from the annotation of a GenBank genome assembly. Lineage: Eukaryota; Viridiplantae; Streptophyta; Magnoliopsida; Malvales; Dipterocarpaceae.
AGCGACGAUUAUGGCCAUUGGGUAAACAUUAAAUAUGGUUCUGUCGAACCGUAUAUUUUUUUUGACAAUUUCUAAUGCCCAGCCCAGCUCAGCUCAGCGAGCAAGCUUUCCUGAGUCAUUCAUUCAAUAUCAAUCAGGCUGCAUAUCUACCAUCUCGUACCUAUUUCUUCAACUCAGCAACCUUUCUACCAAUGCAAGAAAAAAAUUGGGAUUCACAAAUCACACUCACAUGAAUGCAAUGCCAUCUCUGUUGUAAUUUUCUAUUUAGUGUUGUGGAUGAACUUCAUUUAAUUAAAGCUUUUUAUUGUUUCUUUAAAUAAUUUGUUUUACUUUGUUGUAAUAAGCUCUAAAACAGAUU